Molecule: messenger RNA, 3068 nt
Organism: Manduca sexta (tobacco hornworm)
Lineage: Eukaryota; Metazoa; Arthropoda; Insecta; Lepidoptera; Sphingidae
Product: O-acyltransferase like protein
Exons: 15
Coding region: 935-2635 (566 amino acids)
Molecular function (GO): acyltransferase activity, transferring groups other than amino-acyl groups
Source: RefSeq, a predicted model, not a curated record
CCAGGAAACUAGAUUGCGAAACCUUAGUAUUGUUUUGGUUUUGUAUUUUGAUACAACAAUCUGAAGACAAAGAAUCUUUUAAAUAAUGCAGGAUAUAAAACUAAUGGAUGAAAUACAUAACUUAAUAUAAACUCCACAAUGUUCCCCUCUUGAAUUAUUAGACCGUCUCAACGUAAAUCAUUAAAUUUGUGUAAAUAACUAAGAAUCUUAAGUUAGGUAUUUCGCUAUCACCUUCGGCAAUAGGCCGCCUUUUAAAUUGGAUUAAUUGGAGAAUAAUUUAACAAUCAUUAUAAUACAAUAACGUUCAGGUCUGCAAACUGUUGAAAGCAUUGGUGAUGUAUGCAUGCCUUGUUUGUAUGUGUACAUGGAAGUUUACAACACCAUCAGAGCCUGGAUUUACCAUGCUAUGGGCUUACAUCAAGCACACAUCAACACUUACCAAAACAUACUAUAUGAUUAAAUAAAUCAUGGCGAUUUUUGCAUGAACUAUGCAAACAUAAAUAUCAAAUGUUCUUUCAUUCUUCAUGAUAAGUGGUUUGUCAGUUAUUAAAAAUCAUGGGAAAGCUUACUAGAAGUAAGCUUUCCAAAUACCACAAAACAUUCAACAGCAGCAUACUUCUAAAAAACAGUUCUAGACGCCGGAAUCAGGACUCCGAGAGGAUUUUUUGAAGGCAAUUUUGUCGACUUGGGCAAUUAUUUUCCGUGUUUGAACAUAGAGCAGGCUUUACCUACCUCUGUAGUGGGGGGCAAAUAUUGCAGAAUACGCAUACCAUUGAACCAGCAAUUGGAAUUGCCCACGUUGCCUACGUUGCCUGACUUUCCCGAUUUUGAGUGGCCUGACUUACCAUGGCCCGAGCUGCCAUGGCCGGAAUUGAACCCGAAUACGUCACGUAUACCAAGGAGCACUUUGGAUCAACUAAGUCGAUUCUCGCAAAUGCAGCAAGGUCUCGAUGCCACUUUCCAUACUGGGCGAUCUUUAAGCUCGAUAGCUAUAAGCGUCGCUGUAUGCCUGCCCAAAGCUUGCACCACUAGAGAGGCGAUAGAUGGUUUGAUGUUUAACAGUACGGCCAUCGGCUUACAAUAUGAAGACAUGUACUGUAGACUUCCGAACGACAAACCCUGGGCCGCUGCUGACUACGUAGCAAUUGCCCUAUUUUCUCUGAUCGGUUUAAUCACGAUUCUGAGCACGUCCUAUGAUGUUCGACACACUGUGGUGUUGAAAACAGAUCCAAAGAGAAUCAGCAAGUUAUUCCAAGCUUUCUCGCUGUACACCAACACGCGGCGUCUCUUCACUUACACGCCAGCUACGGGUACCAUCGAGUGUCUAGACGGAAUCAGGGUGUUCGCCAUACUGUGGGUCAUCGUGGGCCACACUUUCCUGCUUCAUGUCAAUAGUACGCUAACGAACCCGCUGGAUGGCAUCAAAUGGUUCACAUCACUCGGCGGUCUCUGGAUCAACAACGCUCCCAUGAGCGUGGACUCGUUCUUCAUGAUAAGUGGUUUGCUGGUUGUUUACACCACCGUUGGAAAGUUGACUAGAAGAAAACUCUUUCAAAACCUCCACCUAUACUAUCUGAACCGUUUGCUGCGAAUGUUUCCCAUUCUGGCCACAUUCGUUCUGAUCCAAGCGACCUUCCUGCACUGGGUGUCGGAUGGGCCAAUGUGGAACCGAGUGGUCUUCGAGACACACAACUGCCGCGUGUUUUGGUGGACCACGCUGUUGUACAUUCAGAAUUAUGCCAGCCCUGAUCGUAUGUGCCUGCCCCACUCUUGGUACCUGGCCAUCGACAUCCAGCUGCAUAUCCUGUCCCCGCUGGUGCUGUUCUGGAUCCUGGGCACGCGGAGACGGGUGGCGUGGGUCGCUUUAACGAUCACCACGGUGGCCUCCAUCACUGCCGCCACCGUCUAUAACACCAUCAAGCAGUUCCCCUCCACGCCUAUUGCGCCGCACGGUGAUUACACCACGUUCAGUAAUCUGUAUUACUUCAAUACGCUUACCCGUUGUUCGCCGUUCUUCAUCGGAAUGAUGUACGGGUAUCUGCUUCACUUGUGUCGAGGGAAAAUCGUCGUUAUACCGAAGACGUCAGUGGCGAUACUAUGGCUGUGCGCGUUCACGCUGUCGACCACCGUGUUCGGCGUGACGUACCCGCUGUUCGACGUGACGUGGCGCAACCAGACCGUGGACACGCUGUACAACUCGCUGGCGAGGCCGGCGUGGGCCGUGGCGUUGGGCUGGCUCGUGUUCGCCUGCCACCACGGGUACGGCGGUCCGAUAAACUGGUUCCUGUGCCUGCGCAUAUGGAAGGUGCCGAGCCGCAUCUCGUACGCGAUGUACAUCACUCACUUCACCAUUAUGAUCAUGUUCGUAUCGACCGUCGUGGUGCCAUUCUACUUCACUGCGCAGAGUGUUAUGUUCAACUUCUACCGCGAUUUGGUGAUAACGCUCGUGGUGUCUUUCAUCCUCACUUUGUUCGUGGAUUCGCCUUUCUCCACUCUAAUCAAAAUUUUCUUGGGAGGCGGCCAAAGAAGAACUGAAAAGCCGGUGGUCGUGGACGGACCAAAGAAUCUUCCAUCGACUGUAGCGUACAACCAAGCGUACGUCGAUACUGAAUCGAAGAUCGUGGCAAAGUUAUAGUCACUUGUUUAUUAUAGCAACUUUACGAAACGAUUUAUUUGCGUAGGCAACACAAGCUACUACUAGAAUUUGACGAUAUAAAGGUUUCUGUUAUAUCUUUAUAUGUCAAUGAAUUGUUUCCGAGUGUUAGUUACUUUUAUAUAUAAAUAUCGCCUCAUUAGUGUAGUUGCAGUAAGGGCUGAUUAAACUGUAAAAACUUGAAUUCGAUUGUCAGAAUCUAAUCGAUUUCUAUCUUAAAUCGAUCUAAAUUUGCAAAUUAUCUAUAAGAUUUUUUUAAAUAUCUAAUUUGUGCUAAAUUUAGCUACAGGCUCGAUUUCUAAGAGAAUAUCGGGAAGUCGGCUAGUCGUCAGGCCAGUGUACAUCUUUGCCUAUUUCGAAACAGUGGAAUGAGAUUUUAUUAUAAAUAAACUUGGCAUUAGUUUAUGGAGGAAAA